AUGGUUGCGCAAUCGCUGGCCUCGCUAUUGCAGCGGGCGUCGAUUGACGACCACGAGGAAGUCCUCCAGUCGUGCAAUGCAGUCCUCACCAAAUCCAAAUCCAAUUUGCAAGCACAGCACAUGAAAGUUGUUGCUCUAUUGAAACUCGACCGUUACGAAGAAGCUCUCAAGACAUUCCAGGCCGGAGGCGAUGCGCUGAAGCAGAGUGCAGGCUUGGAAUACGCCUAUGCAUCAUACAAGUGCGGGAAGCUUGAAGAAGCCACAGAAGCCUUGACUCGCGCAGCUUCUGGGCGUGGUGCUAGUCACCUCGAGGCACAAGUGCGCUAUCGUGCCGAGAACUUCCGACGGGCAGCUGAGCUUUAUGAACAACUUUCCAAAGAUGCGGCGUCUUCCGCUCACGAGGUUAAUGACCUGAGCAUCAAUUCGUGGGCUACCGAUGCCCAGCUUCAAUGGAAAGGGGAGACGGAAUUCGUGCGCCACGACCGAUUGUCGAGGGAGGAUUUGGAAUCAUUCGAAACAACCUACAAUGCAGCUUGCUUGAACAUUGCAAAGGGGGAAUUCAAGCAGAGCGAGGUCUUGCUCAAUCGAGCUCAAAAUAUCUGCCGCACAUCAGAGGACCUUUCUCCUGAAGACAAGGCUGCAGAGAUGCUGCCAAUUGCAGUCCAACAACUCUAUGUUUUGAUUCAACUCGGAAAGUUGGAAGAGGCCGAGGCGGUUCUCAAAGAUAUCUCCGUGGAAAAUAUCACCGAGUUAUCUACCAAAAAGAUUGCCCGCAACAACAUCGUCCUCGCUCGUCCGACUGACGUCAACCCCUACAUCCUCUACAAGGCCCUCCACGACACCCCAGAUGCCAUCAAUAACGAUCGACUAUUCGAAUUUCAGGACCCUAAGGCACAGUCAAAACGCCCAAGCCCAUCUACCGACGCCAUCACCAACCUUCUCUCUGUAUUCAACGCCGCAGCACACGCUCAAGGCGAAACCGGCCCUAAAGCCCUCAAACAGAUCGUUCCCUUGCUAGAGCGACGGCCCACAGACAUCGGCCUUCUUCUGACAGUGGUACAGCUCUAUGUCAGCGGCGGCAACACCACCUCUGCUAUCACAGCCAUGGAGCGAACCCUCCGCUGUCUUGAAGGGUCAAACGAGUCCAUCCGCUUCAACCCAGGCCUCCUCAGCGUCCUCGUCUCCCUGUACCAGCGCGAAGGUCCCCGAGCCCCCCGUGUCCCUCCUCCGCGCAGCAGCCGCCUCCUCCUCCUUCACUCUGAAGACCGCGCCGACCUAGCCACGGCAGGUGAUCUAUUCCGUGGUCUGCACCAGCAAGACCCCAACGACCGCAUCGCCAUUGCUGGCUAUGUUGCCUCACAAGCAACUCUGGACUAUGCGCAGAUUGAGUCCGAACUCGACCGCCUGCCGGCAGUCAGCGACCUGAUUGCCGACGUCGACGUCUCAGCUCUGGAAUCCGCUGGCAUCUCUCCCUCCGCCUCCUCGGUUGCAGCGGCCGCUGCUGCCUUCGCCGGUGCCCGCAAGCGCACCGCAGCUAGCGCCGAUGACCGUGCCAACAAGCGUGUCCGCAAGUCCCGUCUGCCCAAGGACUUCGAUCCCGCCAAGAAGCCCGACCCUGAGCGCUGGCUGCCUGUGCGCGACCGCUCUUCUUACAGACCCAAGGGCAAGAAGGGUAAGCAGCGUGCUGCUGCACUCACGCAGGGUGGUCCUGUGAAUGAGAAGACUGAAGAGUCCCCCGCUCAGCAGCAGCAAAAGUCCGGCGGUGGCUCUAAUGCUAAGAAGAAUAAGAAGAAGGGCAAGCGAUAG
Molecule: messenger RNA, 1806 nt
Organism: Penicillium mononematosum
Lineage: Eukaryota; Fungi; Ascomycota; Eurotiomycetes; Eurotiales; Aspergillaceae
Product: signal recognition particle subunit SRP72
Exons: 6
Coding region: 1-1806 (601 amino acids)
Biological process (GO): SRP-dependent cotranslational protein targeting to membrane
Cellular component (GO): signal recognition particle, endoplasmic reticulum targeting
Molecular function (GO): protein binding; 7S RNA binding; ribosome binding
Source: RefSeq, a predicted model, not a curated record